Messenger RNA from Silurus meridionalis, 984 nucleotides. RefSeq names its product tumor suppressor 2, mitochondrial calcium regulator a (gene tusc2a). Bases 175 to 540 code for a protein of 121 amino acids. The transcript is spliced from 4 exons. NCBI's taxonomy places the organism in Eukaryota, Metazoa, Chordata, Actinopteri, Siluriformes, Siluridae. The record is from RefSeq and is a predicted model, not a curated record. Gene Ontology annotation, cellular component: mitochondrion. Gene Ontology annotation, biological process: regulation of mitochondrial membrane potential; inflammatory response.
CAGUAAUGCACGUAAAGCCGUCUGCUAAGCGCCAUAAAACCACACAGAAGGAAAGGAAGAAAGCGGUAGAAGGACGAAGACGAGUCUUCAGUGUAAACAUGACAGUGGCGAGAAGGCUUGAGCUACAGAGAACUGUACCUGUCAGUCCCAUUUAAUGAUGCCCUUUCAUUAAAGAUGGGAGGCAGUGGAUCCAAAGCUAAAGGAGUCUGGCCUUUUACUGGCUCAGGGUCCAGUGGAGAAUGUCCUGAUGUCAGCGAUCAGUCUUUAGCCCGAAUGUGUGGCUACAAAAAUGCAACCCCGUUUGUCUUUACAAGGAGGAGACUGUUGAGGAGAAAUGUGCUGUGUGCUUGCAGCUCUUUGUAUUUCGAUGAGGAUGGAGAUCUGGCUCAUGAAUUCUACGAGGAGACGGUGGUGACUAAAAACGGGCGGAAGAAGGCUAAGCUGAAAAGGAUCCACAAGAACCUCGUACCUCAGGGGAUUGUGAAACUGGAUCAUCCACGGAUCCAUGUUGACUUCCCAGUCAUUAUUUGUGAAAUAUAACAACGCAGAUGUGUAUCAUGUUUCACCAAUCCAACUUUUCACCUCUCCACUGCAAUCCUGUCUGUGCUAAUGGGCAUUAGUGGCUCCCAGUAUCAUCAUACUUGUUUCAUUUGGAGUGUGAGCCAGACUGCCCUCAUGUGGUUGGAGGGAUGUGCAGCAGCUGUUCUUAUCUACAGAGGAAAUUUCUCAGUGGUGUGAUGUACUAUCUUUAACAGUAGGCUAAAUUGGAGGACCGUUUGUCUCGUUUGUGUACUGCGAGUCAGAAAAUGCAUUCCUGUAAACGGAGUGAAUGCAGAGGACUAAAGUGCAGGGGUUAUAUUUUCGCUGACUGAGCAUUGCAUGUCUUAUUUUGUUGUGUUGUAUACAACUCUUCUGUAUACUGUCUGCUUCUGUAUGUUGUAUUUAAGCCCAGACUUUCACUAAUAAAUUUUUGAUGUACAGUUA